AACUCUACAUCACAGAACAAGGACUUGUUGAACGCGUACACAUUACGUUCUCUGACAGUAGACAGCUUUGUUUGCCAGCUUGAAGCUUCCAUGUUUGAUUAUUCGGUGUAUUAACAUAAGAUCUCGAAAAUAAGGAAUAGAGAAAGUAGCGAAUAUUCCAAACGUUUUCACUUGUGAAAUGUCUCGGAAAUAUUCUGCGAAGAGACUGGAACUAUUUUGGUUGGGCUUCCUGUGAAUUCACGGAACAAGAGCAAAGAAGACAAGAUGUACAAGUUGUGUAAUUUGUCCACAAAAAACAUCAGUUCUUUAACGUUUUACCUCCUGAAUACUACAAGUACUGAUAAUAGCGCAAAAGAAAAUACCUUAUGUAACAUCAAUGCUGGGAUCAACUUUGCUUUGUUUGGAAUAUGUACAAUCAGCUUGAUCUUGACUUGCUGGAAAUUCAACAGCAUAACAGUUCUGAACAUACGAGUCCGUCCUACUGCUAUUUCGAAUAUUCUUUGGAUAUUUUACUUCAGCAUCCUAGGAAUCAGAUCUAUGAUUCUUGGUAUAGCUUAUAUUGAUAAUGGUCACAUAUUGGAAGAAAAUACUGUCAUCCCCAAAAUCUUGUUUCCCACAGAAAAUGUGUUCAAGAUAUUAGAGGUGUUGUUUCUUUCAUGGGCACUAGAAUAUCAGAGAAAACACAGAAGUAGAGGAUUUAUCCAAGAUGAACUUGAACAAUUCAAUGACAGAACUGAUGAAUCAUCAAAAUCGUUUAGACUUUCCAAGAAGGUUCUGAAGACAACAUAUAAUAUAUUUACAGCACAAGCAGUUCUUUGUCUGGCGUCCUUAGCUGUCUUCCUAUUAGAGAAUAAGAAAGACAAGAUAGAAUAUCUGUACUGGACAUUCCAUGGGUGCGUAUGGAGCCUAUGCAUCAGCUGCAUCGUGUUGAUGUUUGUUAUCGUGCUACACAGAACCAUUGAUGAAGGACCCUCAAUACUUACUAAG
Actinia tenebrosa (Australian red waratah sea anemone) is the source of this 987-nucleotide messenger RNA. RefSeq lists its product as uncharacterized. Lineage: Eukaryota; Metazoa; Cnidaria; Anthozoa; Actiniaria; Actiniidae. The record is from RefSeq and is a predicted model, not a curated record.